AUGGUUAGCAUACCAUCGGCCAAUAUGAACGGAGGUCUCAAGGCGGCCAACAAUAAUGGCACCGUCGUUGGCGUCGCCGGCACUGUGCUGACAAAUGCGCAGCGCGUUUAUUUAACGCCCGCCUCAAGUUAUCAUCUCGCCGCGCGCCAAUCUUCUGUGGUGGGCGGCGCUGCAGCGACGGGUGUGGGCAUGGGCGUGGGUGUAAUGGCCACUGCCAUUUUUAGCAAACUGCAGCAGGUGCAGCAGCUGAACGCCAGUGUUGGGCAACGCAAGCUGCUCAAUGGAGAUACCAUGGUGUUGGUCAAUGGCAGCAGCAAGCCGCUGAUCUUUGCCACGCCAGCCAACAAAGCAACAACAGCAACAAUCAUAAACACAACAGCAACAGCAACAACAACAGUUCCUAAUGGCAACAGGGUGUUAAUCAACAACCAACAGCAAACACAAAAACAACAACUAAACAAAGAGCAGGGUGAGCAGGACGACCAGGAGGAGGAGCAACAGCAGCAACAGCAGCAGCAGCAUCACGAAGUCCUGCUGCCCAUAGUCAAGGGCACGGAUCAGGAUGCGGAACCCGAGCUGGACAUUGUGAUCAACAAUGUGGUCUGCUCGUUCAGCGUGCGCUGCCAUCUCAAGCUGCGCGAAAUUGCGCUCAAUGGCUCCAAUGUGGAGUACAGGCGCGAGAAUGGCAUGGUCACGAUGAAGCUGCGUCGUCCUUAUACGACGGCAUCGAUUUGGUCAUCGGGCAGGAUCACGUGUACGGGUGCCACCUCCGAGUUGCAGGCGAAGAUCGCCGCCCGUCGCUAUGCGCGCUGUUUGGGCAAGUUGGGAUUUCCGACGCACUUCCAGCAUUUUCGCAUCGUCAAUGUGCUGGGCACGUGCAGCAUGCCCUGGGCAAUCAAAAUAGUUAAUUUCUCGGAGCGACAUCGCGACAAUGCCAGCUAUGAGCCCGAGCUGCAUCCGGGCGUCACGUACAAGAUGCGCGAGCCAAAGGCCACGCUCAAAAUCUUCUCCACGGGCAGCAUAACGGUAACAGCGCCCACCGUUAAUGACGUGGAAUCCGCCAUACAACACAUUUAUCCUUUGGUGCAUGAGUUCCGGAAGCAACGUUCCGCCGAGGAGCUGCAGCAUCUUCGACAGAAGCAGCGCAACCAGACCGGCGAGGAGUCCAAUGAGGACUCUUUGUUGGUUAACAACAGCGCCGGCCAAACAACAAACGCCAAUCGCCCGCUCGGCGCUGGCGCUGGCGCUGGCUCCAACAUUCUGACCAGUGCGCCCAUCAAUACAAUGCGCCGCCUGGAACAGGCCACACAGUACAAUGAAAUGCUCGAGCAGACGCAAGCGAAUCGCCGUCACAUACCCUUCACCGGUGAUCACAACCAGCACACCAAAGGCAACAACAACACUACCACUGCAAACAACAUCAGCAGCAGCAGCAACUGCAACAGCAGCAGCAGCAACAACAACAACAACAGUAGCAGCAGCAACAACACUAUCAACACCGGCGACAACAUUUGUGCCAAUGCUCGACGCCGCGCCACCGAAUGCUGGGCAACCAAGCUGCAAAAUAAACGUCCGCGCUACAAUGAUCCGGGCGUCACGGCGGGGACAACAAAUGUUGGUGGCGGCAUAACGGUGGCACGCACCACCAGCACCAGCACCACCAAUCCCCCCGCCACCGCCGCCGCUGGCAUCUUCAGCGGCAAUAAUGGUGCUGCUGCUGCUGCUGCUGUUGUUGUUAACAAGCCGAAUACACAAACAAACAGCAAGCCGCUGAUUCCUGUCGAUGUCGUACUCAAGAAUAGCAGCUCGCGAGCGCGCAACGCGGCUGCCGUGGUGGCAAGCAGCAACAGCAACAUGACAAUGGCAACAACAAUAAUAGCAACAACAACAACAACACGACAACAAAUAAUUGCCGAUGAUGUGUGUGGCACGCGAACGCACACAUUUUCGCCAACCGAUUUCGAAGUGGACGAUCUAAUCGAGGAGGAUGACGACGACGACAUGAGCAUCCAAUUUUGAAAGCAUUCGAUUUGAUUCGACUCGAUUUGAUUCGAUCUGA
Drosophila grimshawi is the source of this 2059-nucleotide messenger RNA. RefSeq names its product TNF receptor-associated factor family protein DDB_G0272098 (gene Trf2). Lineage: Eukaryota; Metazoa; Arthropoda; Insecta; Diptera; Drosophilidae. Gene Ontology annotation, biological process: DNA-templated transcription initiation. The record is from RefSeq and is a predicted model, not a curated record. The coding region runs from base 1 to 2019 and encodes 672 amino acids. Gene Ontology annotation, molecular function: DNA binding; general transcription initiation factor activity. The transcript has 5 exons.